This is a messenger RNA of Notothenia coriiceps (black rockcod), 2022 nucleotides long. It is a transcript of the gene cog1, whose product is annotated as component of oligomeric golgi complex 1. The transcript is spliced from 7 exons. The coding region runs from base 407 to 1285 and encodes 292 amino acids. Lineage: Eukaryota; Metazoa; Chordata; Actinopteri; Perciformes; Nototheniidae. Gene Ontology annotation, cellular component: COG complex; Golgi apparatus. The record is from RefSeq and is a predicted model, not a curated record. Gene Ontology annotation, biological process: intra-Golgi vesicle-mediated transport.
CACACACACACACACACACACACACACACACACGCGCAGAGCAGAUAUUUACAUAGAGCAGCAAACAGGAGCGAGAAUCUUUGAUUGACGGAAUCAGCUUUGAGCGACUGAUGCUCAGCAGGUAGAGCUGUUAACAGAUGUCAUGGUACACCAAAUGACACCCACAUUUCACCAUAAUUACACUGUUAUUACACCCAUUUCACAAAUGGAAACAGCCUGUCAAAUGAAUGCAUAAAGGGUUCACUGUGAGUCCAUUAAGCUGCUGAAAUAAGCAGAUUUUUUCAAUGAGCCAUUACAUCAUUAUAAGCUGGUGUUGUUUGUUCCUGCUGCCCUCAAAUGCCCAGACAAAUGAAGGCCUGAAUGUGUGCUGUUGGUGGGCUGCCUGACGGAGUGUGUGUUGUCACAGAUGCUGCUGGAUAAGUUGGGCACAGCGCUGCAUGCAGAGUCUGCUGGGGCGGUCCUGACCACAGGGACUAACUGGGAGGAUCUGGAGAUCCAGGAGGAGGCGGAGUCAGGGAGCAGCGUGACAUCCAAGAUCCGUCUUCCAGUCCAGCCGUCCUGGUUUGUGCAGUCGCUGCUGUUCCAGCUGUGUGUGGAGGUAAACAGGGUGGGGGGGCACGCCCUGCCCCGGCCCACCCUGCAGGAGCUGCUGCAGACCUGUCUGGAUCAGGCCCUGCAGCACUACCACAGCCUCACACAGCGGGCCCCCAGCACGGAGGGAGUGUUCCCCAUGACUCAGAACAGAGCCCUGCAGCUGCUGUUUGACCUGCGGUACCUGAACUCAACCCUGGGCAGCAGACAGGAAGAGGGCAAAAGCUCCAGAUCCCACCAAGACCCCAGAUUCCACGACGUCUGUGAUUGGCUGGAGGGCUACAUCGACCCAUUUGACCUGGACGUGUUCACCCCCCCGCUGAACACCAACCUCAACCGCAUGUCCCAGAGGACUUCGGUGCUGCUGGGCCUGCUGACAGGCUCCGAGAAGCAGUUCCCCUCGCGGAGCAGCAGUGUGAACUCCCAGGAGCCGUACAACAUCCUGCCACUGGCCAGCAGCCAGAUCAGGUUCGGGUUGCUACCUCUCAGCAUGUCCAAUGUGCGUAAACCCAAGUCGGCCUCCCGGAGCUCUGAGGCUCCUCACCACAUGCAGACGCCUCCCCCCCCCUCCUCCACAGCGGGUGAGGACAGCUUCCGGCCGGGCAGCCUCUUCAGACAGCUGGCUGCUCAGGACGAGGACUCUGCCACUCCCUCUCUGUUCAAACUCAGCUGGCUGUCUGGCAUGGCCAAAUAACCCUUUAUGCACAACACUUUUUAUUUGACUUUGCAGAAACUUUGUAAAAAUAAUAUAUAGUAAAACAAGUUUGUCUUUGAGACGUGUGUGUUGUGUGAUUGAAUUCACCUGGGCUUAGAGCAAAGGAUUUCAACCAAGGAGGAGAUCAGGGAUUUGUCCUUUGCUGAAAUAUUGAUUUGCAUUUAGCAUUUGCUGUGCUUCAGUACAACUUCCGGAGCAAAAAGGUAUAGCCAAUGCGGAAGUGCCUUAAACCUGCAUCAAGUCAGAUUAUAUUAACUUACUCAAAAUCUACCUAAUGAAUUUAUGGUCACAAUUGAUAGUUUCUUUUUGUAAAACGUGUCCCAUUUAGAGUAAACAAGAGACCAUAAUACAGAGUAUACUUAACGAGUAGCCACCUGGUCGUUGAUGCUUCUCAUUCUUUGACUGCAACCCUUGUUACAGCUUUAUUUGGUCAAUCAUUUAAUAUUAAUGUUGUUAUAUUCUUAUUAUCAUUAGUAACAUGAUAGUUUGUAACUAAGAUGGAAUGUACAGCAAAUCCAAACGACUUGCUGUGGAACACAGUAGUUCAUAGUAUACACUGUAGUAGAGGUUAUUACAACUAUUAACACACACAAGUCUGUUCUAACCCGAUUACAUGUAUUCACUUGUAGCUUCCAGCUACUGACAUGCAUUAGGACACUUUGACUAUAACUGGAGCAAUGGUUUACAUUUAUUACAAAUAAAUCUCUUGAAUAUGA